AUGAGUGUAAUUGACCGAGACGGAAUCACAUAUGAAUUCAUAGCCUCGGUGCAGGCAGAUGGAAGGCGCUCUCUGACGCGUGACUGGCGCCCUUUUGCAUUGACAAAGGGUCUUCGAACUGGUGAGUUGCUAAGGAUUUAUCACUCAGGGAAUGAGAAUGAGAAUAUUUUUGCCGUUCAGCUUUGCUUGGAAUUGCAUGGAGGUCAGUACAUAGUCUGGGAAACUCUUCCGGCGAAGAUUGGCUUUGGAGAAGAAGAGGAGGUUGGUACGGAUGGUACAUCGCAGGCGGUGAGAGUAAUUCAAUUUCAAUUGAACAUUGGGAUUUGGUGUGGAACAGCACACCGUAUUGGAUGGAUGGCUGUACGACAUCAUCGUUAA
Molecule: messenger RNA, 378 nt
Organism: Ilex paraguariensis (yerba mate)
Lineage: Eukaryota; Viridiplantae; Streptophyta; Magnoliopsida; Aquifoliales; Aquifoliaceae
Source: the annotation of a GenBank genome assembly